AUGUCCGACGCCUGGUGGCGCCCGAUCGCGGACUCGUUCGCGUGGUCCGCGACCGCGACCGCGACCGCGUCUUCUGCGCCCGCGAACGAGGCGAAGGACGCGUUAAACGGGCUCUCCGAGGAAGAAUUCAGGAAACGAGCGAUUUCACGAAUGGAUGCGUCGAUGCGGGCAAAGUACGGUCGAGGCGCGACGUAUAACUUUAAGCUCGUUCUGCGAGGUGACACCGCGACGGGAAAGAGCACUCUGUUGCGGCGUCUGCGGGGAGGGACGUUUGUUGCGACGUACGAGACGACGAAGGAGAUCAAGACGGCGCACGUGAGCUGGAGGGCGAAAUCGUGUCCAGAGGAUAACGUCGCGUUGGAGGUGUGGGACGUCGUUGAUCGAGCGCCGAAGCGGAGUGUGAGCGAGAAUUUAACGCUGGCGAAAAAGGCGAACGCGGCGAAUGAAGGCGCGCACACGUUUCCGCUCGAUGCGACGGUCGUGGACGUGUAUCGAGGGGCGCACGCGUGCGCGGUGUUGGUCGAUCCGUCCAAGAGGUGGACGUUUGAUUACGCGAUGCGAACGUUGGAUGAGCUGCCUAAACACAUACCGAGCGCGUUGAUUUUGAAUUUUAGGGAUUAUCCCGACGAUAAGCGCGUAAUCACGGCGGCGGAGGCGACGGCGGCGGUGCAGGACGCGUUCGGCUCGCGGCCGUUCACGCCCGUGGUCAUCGAGACGUCUCUGUUGAAUUGUUACGGCUUGGUCUCAGUGUCGACGUUUUUACACGUGCCAUUUCUGUGUCUGAAGCGCAUGGCUCUCGAAGAAGCGCUAAAGGCGAAUACCACGGCGACGGUUCAGGCGCAGGAGGCUUUGGAAAAAUUCAAGGAGGCUUCGUACGAGGCGUACACGCGAAAGCUCGGCAUUCAUCAGCCAACCCCAGAGGAGCAGGAGGCGAAGGAAAAGGAGGAAAAAGAUAGAGCGUCGAACGGGACCGCGACCUCCGAGGCCCCGGCGGAGAGUUCGCUGAGCUGGAACAAGUUGAGCAACAUGACGAUCGGUGAGAUCCCGCUGUCGCUAGCGGGUGCCGCGCUCUCGUCCACGGCGAGCGCGGUGAGCACCAUCGCGCGAAAGACCCCGGCGGAGCUCUCGGCGGAAAUGGCGAAUAAUUUGAAGAAUUUCGCGAGCUUGGGCGGGGGCGGGGCAAACGGACAAACGGAUGCGGGCGACAAGAACCCCGCUUCGAACGAUCUUCCACCGCAGUUCAGUCACUUGGGUCCGGGCGGGAUCGAGCGCGCGGCGUUCGGCGGGCGCGACAUCGCCGACGAGGAUAAAGCCGCGAUAGAUAAGAUGAUUCAAAACAAAGGCGGCGACGACGGACAGUGGCUCGACGACGACAGCGACGAUGACGAGGAAAACAACGGUCAGAGCGAUGAAGAAGAGGACGUGGGGCGCAACGUGAAUCUCAAGAUGGAUGGCUGGGACGACGAAGAGGACGACGACGACGACGCGGAGAAGAUGGAUCCAGAUUCCCCGGCGCAUUUCAUUCGACAGAUACCUAAGGAAGAUCCUUUCUUCGGUGUGUCCGAUGAGAAGACAAAGAAUGGUAAGCCGCCGCUAUCACCGAUGCCGCCGACGGCGAUGCAAGACCUCGAUCCCGAGCGCCUCGCCGCGGCGUUUGAUGCGGCGUCGCCGCCAAGUCAGGAAGACUACGAAACACUCGAGGACCCGCUCGGUCUGACGCUCGCGCGCUCCGCGAGUGGGGUUAUGGCUUCGAGCGAAAGUGAGAGGAAGGAAAAGAAAAAGAAGGAGAAAAAGGAAAAAAAGAAGGAGAAGAAGAGUGAAAAAAGCUCGAGCAAGUCGAAAUCGUCGCGACGCGUCGAUUGGGACGAGAGCGAUUAG
Ostreococcus tauri is the source of this 1878-nucleotide messenger RNA. RefSeq names its product Mitochondrial Rho-like. The record is from RefSeq and is a predicted model, not a curated record. Gene Ontology annotation, molecular function: GTP binding. Gene Ontology annotation, cellular component: cytosol; nucleus. The transcript has a single exon. Bases 1 to 1878 code for a protein of 625 amino acids. NCBI's taxonomy places the organism in Eukaryota, Viridiplantae, Chlorophyta, Mamiellophyceae, Mamiellales, Bathycoccaceae.